Molecule: messenger RNA, 1856 nt
Organism: Drosophila novamexicana
Lineage: Eukaryota; Metazoa; Arthropoda; Insecta; Diptera; Drosophilidae
Gene: LTV1
Product: protein LTV1 homolog
Exons: 2
Coding region: 72-1544 (490 amino acids)
Biological process (GO): ribosomal small subunit export from nucleus; ribosomal small subunit biogenesis
Cellular component (GO): preribosome, small subunit precursor; nucleus; cytosol
Source: RefSeq, a predicted model, not a curated record
ACAUGUGUUUUGGAACGCAAUUAGCAAAGUUCUCAGUUUUAUUUUAAAGAAAGGCAACAGACGCGUUCAAAAUGGUAAAAGGCAAAAAGCCAUAUAUCGACAGAAAAAAAGCAGUCACAUUUCACUUGGUACAUCGUAGUCAACACGAUCCGCUGGUGACCGAUGAAACUGCUCCACAGCGUGUGCUCUUGGAGGCGACAGCUAGGCAGUCGCAGGCUAAGCCACAAAAUGAAGAGCCUUCAGAUCCAGCAAAACGCCAAGAGGAGCUAAAAAAGUUCGGCAUUCACUUUGACGAUGACUACGACUACAUGCAGCAUUUGAAAAAGCGAGAAAAUGAUGUGGUCUGGGAAUAUAUGGAGAACCCCAACCAAGCGAAAAAGUCGAACGCAGACGAUUCUAAAUCUCGCAACCUACUUGUGCUUCCAAGCUCCGUAUUUGCAAGUGAAUUUGAAGAGUCUGAAGGAAUGUUGAACAAAGCAGCUCCUCAGCCUGGCCCGCGUCCAGAUUGGGAUCCAGAAGUUGUUGCAGCUCUCGAUAGCGAUUUUGAGGACAACGAAGAGUUGGAAGACGAUUUCGUUAUGCAAGCUAUGGGCAGCGAUGAUGACGAAGAAGGCGGCGAAGACGAUGAUGAUUGGCAAGACGAGAACGACGAAAACGAUAUGGACUUUGAUUCGGACAAUUUAAAUGAAGAUGAAAACGCAGAUGAGCUAAUGGAUCGUCUUGGCCCGCUGAUGCGGAAAAGACGUUUCGACGAUGAAGAAACCAAGUCGCGCUUCACUGAGUAUUCAAUGUCAUCUAGUGUCAUCCGAAGAAAUGAGCAACUUUCAUUGCUAGAUGAUCGUUUCGAGCAAUUCUAUGCAAGCUACGACGAUCCUGAGCUAGGAGAUCUCGCAUUAGAAGAUAUCGAGGGCCACUGGCAUCAAAAGCAUCCCGUGGUAAUGCAAUGUUUUCAGGAAUUUAAAAAGAAGAAUGAGGACUUACAUUACGACAAAGAAUGGGAUCGCGAGCGCAUCAAGAAAUACUCAAAAGUUGUUGAUGGGGAAAACGAUCCAACGGAAGAGCUUGUCGAUUACGAGGUGGAUGACAGCAAAGAAAAGAAAUGGGACUGUGAAUCCAUACUGUCUACCUAUUCAAAUAUUUAUAACCAUCCCAAACUGAUCGACGAGCCGCGCUCUAGUCGCCGUUCAGCGCCUAUUCAAAUCGAUCCCAAAACAGGCCUUCCAGCGAAUGUGCUUCGAGGCGGCGCCGACGCUCAGCUUACUGCCAAGGCGUUAGCCAACUUGGCUGAUGAUACAUCAAACGCAGCUGGUCCCAAAUCGUUGUGUGCCAAGUCGGUGCUGUCAACGCUUAGCGUUCUCUCCAUACGUCCGAAAGACGAAACUCCCGAAGAGAAACGCGAACGCAAACGUUUGCUCAAAGACUACCGCAACGAACGUCGCAUCGAGAGGAAGGCCAAUGCCGAGGCCUUUAAAGAGGAGAAGAAGCGGCAGACUCACGUCAAAAUCAACCAGCGUACUAAUCAGCAAGGCUCUGCAAUUGUUUAGACCGCUCGAUGCCUACAUUAAGUUUAAGUGCCAAGAUAUGCACACUCUUGGAAAUGCUAGUUUUAAAUCUCUAUCAAGAUAUGUAAAUAUCUUAUGUUAUGUUUAGUUAAAUAUAUUUAACUAAAAUGUUCAAUUUUCCAAAAGAACUGCCAUAGCCAUUUACUCUUAUCCCACGUCCAAAAUAUUCUAUUGACUACUCCCAACGCCGGAUGUCGGUCUGUUUACAAUGGGAACUCUACUGAAAGGAUAACAUUUUGAUGUGUUUAGACAAAGGCCAGGACUCUCCACGCUGCCAUUGAACCUUCCAAAUGU